GUUGUUUUCUUUCGUUCCAUCGAAUCUGAAACAUACACAACUUCCGGUUAUCGUAUAUCAUAAAUAACGACUAUUCGCUUUUGUUUUUUAAUUAACAUCAUAGUUCUGGAAGGAAUGUAUACCAAAAUAAUACCGAAAAGAUUUUAGGAUAAUAUUUUCAGGGUAUUUUAUACAGACGAAGCUUUUCGAGAAUUAAAAUUAUGUCUCUACGACGACCCCGCAAGAAGACUACACGUAAAUGGCUGAGUGUUCAAGGAAAUAAAAAACGGGAGCUUCAUCCAUCGUUUGGUAAUCAUAGGUUAUGCGAUCAUAUUUAUGCGACGAGAUCGAAGAGUCAACGAAAUACAAUCACAGUACCAGACUCGAAUGAAUCAUUGGUUAUUUCGAAACAAUCAUCGGAUAGCAGUAUUAUUUAUUUGGGAACGUUUCGAAACGUUCCCGAAUUAAUAAAUUUAGAAGACAGCAAUGACGAUUAUCGGGAGCAAGUAGCAAAACCGGACGAAAUCCAAUCUCCAAGCUUCGUGACACAGUGCAACAAAAUUGAAAAUCCAACAGACUAAUCGUCCAUUUAAGAGGUAUUUUUGUUUUCAAGUAUUAUUAAUGGUAAAUAGGUGGCUGCUAGAAAUCUUCCCGAGGAGGAAUACACAUUCUCUAUCUCCGCUUUACCAGUUCGCAUAAUUUCAAGUUCUUUCCUAAACGCGUCGGUCAUAUAAGGCCUGCCUUCGAGAGCCAUC
Bombus impatiens (common eastern bumble bee) is the source of this 734-nucleotide messenger RNA. RefSeq lists its product as uncharacterized. The coding region runs from base 201 to 560 and encodes 119 amino acids. The record is from RefSeq and is a predicted model, not a curated record. NCBI's taxonomy places the organism in Eukaryota, Metazoa, Arthropoda, Insecta, Hymenoptera, Apidae. The transcript has 4 exons.